Molecule: messenger RNA, 3293 nt
Organism: Triplophysa rosa
Lineage: Eukaryota; Metazoa; Chordata; Actinopteri; Cypriniformes; Nemacheilidae
Gene: enpp2
Product: ectonucleotide pyrophosphatase/phosphodiesterase 2
Exons: 25
Coding region: 168-2798 (876 amino acids)
Biological process (GO): phosphatidylcholine catabolic process; immune response
Molecular function (GO): scavenger receptor activity; calcium ion binding; polysaccharide binding
Source: RefSeq, a predicted model, not a curated record
CUCGGUGUAAUUGGUCAGUGGUGUUUCAGUGACGUUAGUUCUCGUGUGUAUUGGUUGGAGGUAAAGUAAACACUUGAGUAGGCUUGUGAGUGUAGUGUGGUGUGUGCUAGGGUUUCAGUGCUCACUCAGUGUCGAUGCUGUGAGUCAGGGAAUACACAAUAUCAGCCAUGCUCACAUUAAAAUGGAUUUUCUCCCUCGUGUAUCUUCUCUCGCGGUCCGGUGUGUGUGAGGGGUAUGUGGUCAGGCGCUCAGGCAAAUCAGAUCAGUCUCCCUCAUUUAUCGCUGACAUCCCUUCAAACAGCCUGUCUGGUUCCUGUAAAAACAGGUGCUUUGAACUUGUGGAAGCUGAAGCCCCAAACUGUCGCUGCGAUAACCUGUGUAAAACAUACAACAGGUGUUGCUCGGAUUUUGAUGAGCACUGCUUGAAAACAGAGGGGGGUUUCGAAUGUAGUAAAGAACGUUGUGGUGAAACACGUAAUGAACAACAUGCCUGUCACUGCUCAGAGGACUGCAUGGCCAAAGGAGACUGCUGCACCAACUACAGGUCUCUCUGCAAAGGUGACGUCCCCUGGCUACAGGAAGAGUGUGAGGAGAUUAAGAACCACGAGUGUCCUGCCGGUUUUGUUCGGCCCCCUGUCAUCUUGCUGUCUAUUGAUGGCUUUCGUGCGUCUUUCAUGAAGAGAGGAAGCACAGUGAUCCCCAACAUUGAAAAACUACGAUCGUGUGGAACCCAUGCACCAUACAUGAGACCUAUGUACCCCACCAAAACCUACCCGAAUUUAUAUACUAUUACAACAGGGCUUUACCCAGAGUCGCAUGGAAUUGUGGGUAACUCCAUGUAUGACCCUGUCUUUGAUGCCAGCUUUAACAUCCGUGGGAAAGAAAAGCUCAACCAUCGAUGGUGGGGAGGACAGCCUAUCUGGAUCACUGCGGUGAAACAGGGAGUAAAGGCUGGAACUUUUUUCUGGCCUGUUGGGAUUCAACUGGAAAGGCGAGUUCUGACAAUGUUACAAUGGCUUCACCUACCAGAUGCAGAAAGGCCAUAUGUUUAUGCAAUGCAUUCUGAACAGCUGGAUACCUACGGCCACAAACUAGGACCCCAAAGCACUGAGCUUGAUGGCGCACUGAGGGAGAUUGACAAGGUGAUCGGACAGCUGAUGGAAGGCUUGAAACAGAUGAAACUGCAUCGCUGUGUCAAUAUCAUCUUGGUUGGAGACCACGGUAUGGAGGAAGCUCACUGUGACCGCACCGAGUUCCUGAGCUCCUACAUGUCCAACACAGAAGAUCUCAUCCUAAUUCCUGGCUCUCUGGGAAGAAUCCGAGCCCGAUAUCCAAACAACUCCAAAUACGAUGCAAAAGCGGUUGUAGCAAAUCUUACUUGUAAAAAGCCAGACCAGCAUUUUAAGCCGUACUUGAAGCAGCACCUUCCCAAACGGCUCCAUUACGCCAAUAACCGCAGAAUCGAGGAGAUUCACUUGAUGGUUGAAAGGAAAUGGCACAUAGCACGGAAGGCCUAUGAAACAAAGAGGAAUCAUGGAAAAUGUGGGUUUGCCGGUGAUCACGGAUAUGACAAUAAGAUCAACAGCAUGCAGACCAUUUUCCUUGGAUAUGGACCGGCUAUCAAAUUCAAGACAAAAAUACCACCGUUUGAGAAUAUUGAGCUUUACAAUGUCAUGUGUGAUCUGCUUGGCUUGAAACCGGUUCCUAAUAACGGUACCCACGGUAGCCUUAAUCAGCUUUUGAGGAGCCCAGUGUACAUACCCACCAUGCCUGAAGAAGUGUCCAAACCAAACCCUGCAGGUCCAAUCACGGCUCUUACGGGUGACCUGGGCUGUACCUGUGAAGACAAGUUGCGUUCAAAAAGUAGGGGGCAGAGGGCAUUGAAAGUGACCCUUGUAAGAGGCUAUAACCUGGAGUCACUGUGGCUCUGUCUGUUACAGAACAAAGUGGAAGAGCUCAAUCAACGACUGAGACAAGUUAUUGAUGACAGCAGGAAUCUUCCGUAUGGUCGGCCAGCAGUCAUGUUCCGCACCAAAUACUUCAUCCUCCAUCACAGUGACUACAUUAGUGGCUACAGUGAAGCCAUUUCAAUGCCUCUCUGGACGUCUUACACUGUUUCAAAGCAGGUGGAUUUUACCCCCCUCCCAGAGUCUCUCAGUAACUGCAUUCGGCCUGAUAUCAGAGUUCCUCCAGCAUAUAGUCAGUCCUGUUCAAGCUAUCGGGCAGACAAGCAGAUCUCUUAUGGCUUCUUAUAUCCACCUCAGCUGUCCUCCAAUCAGGAUGCAAGAUAUGAUGCUGUUCUCAUUACCAACACUGUACCGAUGUACCCAGCAUUCAAGCGUGUUUUGGGCUACUUCCAGAAAGCUCUUGUGAAACGUUACGCCAGUGAGAGAAAUGGAGCGAAUGUGGUCAUCGGCCCCAUCUUUGACUUUGACUACGAUGGUCUUAGAGAUUCAGCAGAGAAAAUAAACCAAUAUUCCACUGGAUCUGUGCCAAUCCCCACCCAUUACUACAUUGUGGUUACGAGUUGUCUGGAUUACACACAUACUGUUGACUCCUGUGUUGGUCCUCUCAGUGUUUUCUCUCACAUACUUCCUCACCGACUGGAAAAUGAUGAGACCUGUAAUAGUUCAGAGGACGAGUCAAAGUGGGUGGAGGAUCUAAUGAAGACGCACACAGCACGUGCACGAGAUGUGGAGUUACUUACAGGACUGGACUUUUAUCGUCGGACAAGCAGGACCUAUGAGGAGAUCCUUUUUCUAAAGACCUAUUUACACACAUAUGAGAGCGAGAUCUAAACCACUGUAUCGAUACUUCUGCAUCCUGACAUAGUUAGGUGUAUAUUUUUAUACAAGCUAUCAUAUUUAUUGUUCUUUCUUUGUUAAUCUUUUAUUUUCCCCCUUAAAGUUCACCCAGAAAUAAAAAUUCCGUCACCAUUUACUCACCCUCUUGUCAUGUCAAACCUGUAUGAGUUUCUUUCUUCCGCAGAACACAAAAGAAGAUAUUUUGAAGAACGUUGUUGACCAAACAGCGAUGGAAUCCAUUCACUUGCAUUGGUUUUGUGUCCAUACAAUGGCUGCCACUGCUGUUCGGUUAUCAACAUUCUUCAAAAUAGUUUAUUUUGUGUUCUGCUGAAGAAAGAAAGCCAUCGAGGUUUGAAAUGACAAGUCGGUGAGUAAAUGAUAACAGAAUUUUCAUUUUUGGGUGAACUAUCCCUUUAAUGUCAAUGAAUCAUACGCAUGAAUGGACCAUCAGGUUCUUUAUUGAAUGUUGUAAUAAAAUUGUAAAAAUGU